Molecule: messenger RNA, 1358 nt
Organism: Drosophila takahashii
Lineage: Eukaryota; Metazoa; Arthropoda; Insecta; Diptera; Drosophilidae
Product: HMG box-containing protein 4
Source: RefSeq, a predicted model, not a curated record
GCUGUUCCAUUUGCGUCGUUUAAUUUGUUUUUCUUUUUACAACAAAUUGCAUCCGAAUCUUCCAAAUCGGGGAUCCAAAAAUGGAGUCGCCCACCUCGCACCUGGUGGCCAAAGAUUUCCAGGUGACAGGCGUUUCGCGCAGCGGACGCGUACGCAAAAAGUCGUCGAAACUGUUGGAUUUCGAGUCGCCGGAGGAGAUCGAGAAGCGGACGCGGCGCCAAAGUGGCGGCAGGCAAACCUCUAGAUAUUCCGGACGCGGGCGGCCGUCGAAUGCGCUGCGCGACCUCGAUCUCGACCAGGAGAUGCUCGUGGACGAGCCGAACAUCUCCGAGGGCGAGGAGUUCCAGCACCCGGAAACGCCGACCGCGGCGGCCGCCGUCCUGAACUCCGACGACGAGCUGGACAACCUGGUGCAGGAUCUGGUCGACGGCGUCCAGGCGGAGGCCACCAGCCAGGCGUCGCCCACCGUCCGCCAGAGUCUCUACAUGCGCGAGAAGGCCAACAAGCGCAAGGUGCUCAAGGACGGCAAGGUGGUGAACGCCAAGGUGCAGCGCAAGGACAAGGGCAAGCAGCGCUACACCGCCUACAGCCUGUGGGCCAGGGAGGCGCGCAAGCGGGACCUCCAGGAUCUGGACUUUACCAGCGCCACCAGACGUCUCAGCGAGAUGUGGGCGAACGUGUCGAAUCGGGACAAGAACGCCUGGCGGCGCAAGGCCAAGAUCCAGGCGUCCAGGGCCAGAUCGCGCGACAGGACAGCUCCGAAUGGCGCUCCGCAGGCGGCUAGCAAUGGCAGCAGCACGGCCUUGGCUUUGGCCGAACCCUCGCAGCACGAGACGAUCUUCCAGAAUCGGGCGACGACGAGUCGUACACGCAAAUUGGCCGCCGAUCGGCAGCAAUCCUCUCUAGACGCGGCGGCGGCGGCGGCAGCAGCAGCAGGGGCGAGUACCUCGUCGCAGAGGCGCAGCAUUAGCACACGGAGUGGCAGGUCGCAGGCCUCGACGAGUGGGGCGGCGAAACAGCAGCAGUCGCCCGGGGAGGCGGAGGUGGGCAGUAGGAGUGGAGCUGGUCACCAGAGGCACGAGGAGUCGCACAAGACCAGCAUCGAGGUGAUCGACGCGGCGGCCCAUUUAAAACUCUUGGGCGAGAGCCUCACGGUGAUCGGCGAGCGGCUGAAGAAGCACAACGGAUACGUGGCCCUCUCGGGCAGCCUGUCCGUGCUCCUCGACAGCCUGCUCUGCGCCAUGGGACCACUGCUCUGCAUGACCACGCAGAUUCCGGGACUGGAGAACAAGGUCGAGCUGAGCAAAAACCUCGCCGACACCCUGGACAACAUCGCCUACGUAAUGCCGGGACUCUAA